Molecule: messenger RNA, 1433 nt
Organism: Musa acuminata AAA Group (dessert banana)
Lineage: Eukaryota; Viridiplantae; Streptophyta; Magnoliopsida; Zingiberales; Musaceae
Product: cyclin-D2-1-like
Exons: 5
Coding region: 173-1309 (378 amino acids)
Biological process (GO): mitotic cell cycle phase transition; regulation of cyclin-dependent protein serine/threonine kinase activity
Cellular component (GO): nucleus; cytoplasm; cyclin-dependent protein kinase holoenzyme complex
Molecular function (GO): cyclin-dependent protein serine/threonine kinase regulator activity
Source: RefSeq, a predicted model, not a curated record
AGGAAGAAAAGGACUACACUGCUGCUGUCUUCACAGUCUCUCUCCCUCUGUCCAUGUGUGCGUGAGAGAGCGAGAGAGACAGAGAGGGUGUACUCUUCAACCUCCUCCUCCCUCCUUCCAUGCCCAGACCCGCGUUUCCCCACGACGGGAAACGCCCACAGCACCCCCGCCCAUGGCCCCCUCCCCGGACUUCUUCUCCUCCUCCAACCUUCUGUGCACCGAGGACGCCAGCGCCGUGGCCUCAGGCGGCGAGGACCGCGACCACGCCGUCGCUGCCAGCGAGUGGGCCCCAGCCUGCCCCGCGACCGCCUCCGCCCUCGUCGAUGGCCGUGGCCUCGCAUCCCUACUCGCCGCGGAGACGGACCACAUGCCCCGCCCCGACUACCUCCCCCGCUUCCUCUCCCGCACCCUCGACGCCACCGCCCGCCACGACGCCGUCAAAUGGAUCCUUAAAGUGAACGAGCUCUACAGGUUCCGGGCGUUGACGGCCUACCUUUCUGUCAACUAUCUCGACCGCUUCCUCUCCUCCCAUUCCCUCCCGGGGUUGGAGAACGGGGGAAGCGGCGGAGGAUGGCCGAUGCAGCUGCUGUCGGUGGCCUGCGUCUCGGUGGCGGCGAAGAUGGAGGAGACGCACGUGCCGUCGCUCCUGGACCUACAGAUCCUCGACCAGCGCUACGUAUUCGACCCCCACACCGUCGGCCGCAUGGAGCUCCUACUCAUGACCGCCCUCGGCUGGCGCAUGCGCGCCAUCACACCUUUCGACUUCCUCCCGCACCUCGUCCCCUCAUGUCCCUCCGCCCUCCUCUCCCGCGCCGCCGACCUCAUCCUCUCCUCCCUCCGCGUGGUGGAUUUCCUGGGGUACCGGCCGUCGGCGAUCGCGGCCGCGGCGGCGCUGUGCGCGGCUGACGAGGUGGCCGAUCCGUCGGCCGGAGGCAGCGCCGAUGUGCUGCGCUGUUCCGAUGAGUGGGUUAACAAGCAAGUGGUGAGCGGGUGUCGCCAGCUCAUGGAGGACUACCUGAUUGACACGUGUCCGUCAGCGCCUCGAUCGAUGGCCAAGACGCCGUUCGCCUCGCGCGAGCCGCAGGAGGAGCCGCCGCCGCCGCCGCCGCGGAGCCCCGUGGCCGUCCUCGACGCCGCCGCCUGCGGCAGCUGUGACUCGGCUGCCCAGCUACCGUCCGCCGCCGAAGCCGCCACCUUCGACGCCCACGGCCUUCCGGUCCGCCCUGAGGCGCCUCCCAAGCGCCGCCGGCUCGGGGAGAACCGCUGUACAGACACUACGUGCGGCUGCUCCCAAAGGAAGAGUAUUUAAUUACUACUAAUUAAUCUCCGAUCCAGUGUCUACCUCGAUUAAUCUCAUCAUUAUCGAAUACUUAAAUAGCUUUGUGGUGUGAGACCAGAGUUGGAUUUCAGUGCAUCUCUUCUUUUUUGUUUAC